Messenger RNA from Marchantia polymorpha subsp. ruderalis, 1970 nucleotides. NCBI's taxonomy places the organism in Eukaryota, Viridiplantae, Streptophyta, Marchantiopsida, Marchantiales, Marchantiaceae. The record is from the annotation of a GenBank genome assembly.
AAAUCCCGUGUGUCGUUUAAGCCGGCAGUCGAAUUCCCCAGAGCAGUGUUCGCUCCUCACCUCUGUGGUCUGCCGAGCUAAAUUUUCCUUCCCGAGGUUCAAUCAUCUUCUUCACAACGUCACAGAAGUCAGUAUUAUAAUCAUAUCGAUCGAUCGAUCUGUCGAUCUGCUGGAGACUUUGAAGGUUGGUUGCACGGUGAGUCAAACUCGUGCUCUCAGGCAUUUUCUUUCUUCAUAUUUGGCCGAAAAGAUCAACACAUCUGUACUGCGUUCGAAGCAGAAGAAUGACAUCGGCCGAAGGAUCAAAAGGAGGGAGGAAGGUGGUCAUCGUGACGGGAGGGUCGAGGGGAAUCGGGCGCGAAGUGUCGCUGAGCUUGGCAGCGAAUGGGUGGUCAGUCGUGACAAUGUUCGCUGGGAAUGAGAAGGCUGCAGAUGUACUUGUAGCUGAGAUUUAUGAGAAUUGGGGCGCGGGGAAGGCCAUGGCUGUGAAAGGAGAUGUGUCUGUGGCAGCAGACGUGAAGAAUGCGUUCGACAGGGCGGAGGAGGCGUUCGGCCAUGUGAACGCGGUGGUGAACCUUGCGGGCACCAUCGCCUCCCACCUUCCCAAGCUGGCCGACACGACGGAGGAAGAAUGGGACAGAAUUUUCACGGUCAACACCAAGGGCACCUUCCUCGUGUGCAAGGAAGCUGAGAAGAGACUCGUGUCCGGUGGUCGAAUUCUCACCUGCAGCACCUCUCUGGCCGUCAUUCUCAAUCCGGGCUACUCUGCUUACGUCGCCAGCAAGGCCGCCGUCGAGGCUCUCACUAAGAUUCUGGCCAAGGAGCUCCGAGGCAAGAACAUCACGGCCAACUGCAUCUCCCCGGGUCCGAUUGCUGGUGAAUUCUUAUUUGCUGGAAAAUCGCCGGAGCAGAUUUCCGCCUUGACCAACAUGGCCCCCCUCGAACGCCUGGGUCAGCCCCAAGACAUUGCAGGCGUCGUCAAGUUUCUGCUCAGCGAUGAUGCCGCCUGGGUCAAUGGUCAAAUUCUCAGAGUCAAUGGCGGAAGUGGCAUCGCGUGAGUGAGAUCUGCCAUCAGAUGCGAGCUCAUCAGUUUGAAUGAACAAGAGAGAACACGGUUCUGGCAAGGAUCAGGACUGGCACUCUGUACACAAGUGUAACGGGCCCGUUCCACUUUAGAAUCCGUUUGACCGUCACCAACUUUUCCUGAAGCAGUGGCAGAAAUGCAAAAGAGCCAUGAGGCGAUCACCCGUCCGGACGGCCCUGAGACAUACCUUUGUUAAAUAUGCUAAGCCGAGCUCCACCGAAAAAAAAACCGUCAGUCCUUCGAUUCGUUGGUUCUCCAUGGAAGUUUUCACACACCUUGACCCGAAAUCAGUAAACAUCGUCAUCUCUACUAUAAAUUCUCUGGUGAUCAGCCCAGCUGCACACGCAGGUGAUCAUCGGUUGGCUUCUUGCAUUCGCGUAAUUGAUUCAUGACUGAGGUGUAACCCGCACCUUAAAACUCCAGAGUUCCUCGUUGUAGUGCGUAGUCGAGUUCAACUAUCUCAACUCUUUGUGAGAGCCUUCAGCGCCAGUGGCACACCUGGGUACCGAUGGAGAGCUGAUUGUGUCUAACAGAAGCUGAGCACCGAGGGUCCUCCAAAGGUUGAAUCUUUUGUUCGGUUCGGUUUUUCUUACCUCUCGUGAGUAAAGAUUUGGAGACCUUUUUAUUGAGGACGUUACUUGCUCGUAAACAAUCGGGGACCUAAAAUUGCUCGUUAUUUCACGGAAUUUAGUUCGUUCCAAAUAGACUAGACCGGCAAUCGAAUCUCAUAACGAGCAUUGUUCGGAUAACGGGUUUCAGUAGGACCAGUCCAGAUAGAGAAAUACAUUUAACUCCGAGCCUGAUUGUCUGCUCAAAUUUUUCUCUCUGUAUAUCUACGGAAAGGUCUAUUUGCUUUCCCGAAGACAUAAAGCGUAGCAAUUCUGUC